This is a messenger RNA of Nomia melanderi (Alkali bee), 7879 nucleotides long. Its product is annotated as Biorientation Defective 1. Gene Ontology annotation, cellular component: Set1C/COMPASS complex. Gene Ontology annotation, biological process: replication fork processing. Lineage: Eukaryota; Metazoa; Arthropoda; Insecta; Hymenoptera; Halictidae. The record is from RefSeq and is a predicted model, not a curated record.
GCGUAUAAUCAAGCUACAUAUGAAACUUUUUGUGUGACGCACAUUGCUUGCGCAUUUCGUGCGCACUUCGUAUAUUCAUAUGUGUAUAUAUAUAAAUAUAUAUAUAUGUAUAUAUUAUAACAAAAAUCAAAUUAAAAAGAAGUGAUUAGCUUUAAAGAAAUGGCAAAUUAAAAAGUUGAUGACGCACUUUUAUAAAUUCAUAUUACAUAUUAUCACUUCUUUUAAGUGGCGAAAAAAUGUGAUACUUAGAAUGAUUAAUAGUAAACAAAAUUCAAAUACUAGUUUUUUUCCUAGUGACUUUGAUUCUUUUUUAUUUUAUAUAAUAGUAAUCUGAUAAUAAACUGAUCCGGAUAUCUGUUGUAUGUUUGAUACUUGUGGUGUUGUCACAGAAUCGUGAUAUUGUAAAUAAAAAAAGCAGAAGGAUUGGUAUCACUGAGUAUUAUUCACUUACUUACACAGAUACAUAGAGUGUUUAACCUAAACGUAAAGUCAGAGGAGUAUGGCUGUAUACUAUUUGAGAGAGUGUCUUCAGCAAUGAAAAUGAAUAAUCGUUUAGUACUCAAGUGAAUUAUUGUUGUUUUACAUAGCUUUUUUAGCAUGGAGUUAGGAUUAUCCAACACAUUGUUAGCGGGUGAUCCACGAUUAGUUGAUCAUAUCGUUGGAGAAGUUAAAUCUCAAGGGAUUUUCGAUCAGUUUCGUAAAGAAUGUAUCGCUGAUGUUGAUACAAAGCCAGCAUAUCAGAAUUUACGUACAAGAGUGGAAGGAUCUGUAAAUUCCUUCCUUAGUAAACAAUCAUGGAAACCAGAUUUAAACAAAAAUCAAGUACGAGAAACUUUGCGCAAACACAUUCAUGAGGCUCCUUAUUUGGAUGCUGGUGUAGAGCGUAUAGUAGAUCAAGUUGUAAACCCAAAAGUGUAUUCUGUUUUCAUGCCUCACAUUGAAGAUGUAGUAUAUAAGUUUCUUGGCUUAGAAAGACCUAAAGCAAAAGAAAAAAAUGGUGCUUGUGGCCUUAAAGACUUACUACCUAAAGAUCUAGAUCCUGUUUCACCAGAGUCUGACAAAAAUAGUUUGAAAGAUGUGUCUUUGGAAUCAAUAGAUGCAAUGGAAGAUUUAGAAAUAACGAAAGAAGAGAAAUUAUUUCAUGAAGUAAAAUUGCAGGAAGAAGAAAUUUCUAAUGAGAAUGAUAAAGAUAAUGUUUCUGAGAACGGGCAAAUUUCAUCCGAGGAAAAAUUAUUAUAUGAAAGUGGUAAAAAUCUUCAUAAGACUGAUAGCAAUUUAAAUUUAAAUACAUCUGGAAAGUCAGAUGAUAAGACAGAAGAGGAAGAAGAAGAUAGUCCUACCUUUGAACCAAUAGAUAUUAUGAAUUUAAAUGAAUCUAAUAUUUCUAAUGAUUCACAUUUAUCAGGAAUAUCAGAAUUAACUAGCCAUAGAUCUAGAAGCCCUGAUUUUUGUAAUGAACUGUCAAGAGAUAAUUUUGAUUAUAGUAAUCAAGACUCACAGUUAAGUAAAGUUUCUUCUGAUUCUCGAUUAUCAAUUGUAACAGACUUUGGAUCUUCGAAUCAUGCAUCAACACCUAUACACGAUGCAUUGAAAGACGAAGUCAAUAAAGACAAAUGUGAUGUUAAAAAUAUUAAAGACAAUUUUAAAGCUGUCAGAGAAUAUGAAUCUAAUAAAAAUAAAAAUAGAAGUAUUUUUGAAUUAAAUAAAGGUAAAGAUGUACAAGAUGUUAAAGAUUCUAAAACUAAUAAAUACAAUUUACCGCCUAAAGAAAAUUCUCGCGAUGCUACGGAUAGUAGUACGAAAGAUAAAUAUGAACAUAAACAUAGAGACAGAAGUAGAGACAGUGAGUCUAAAUCAAAGUCAAGAGACAGGAAUCAUGUGAAAGAUGGAAAACAUCAUAGAGACAGAAGUAGCGACAAAAAGAAGCAAAGAAGUCAUAGCAGUACAAAAUAUGAUAAGUAUGACAAAAGUAAGUCUAAAGAGAAAGGUGAUCAGCCAAAAGAUAACAUAGAUAAAAGUAAAGACACGGAAAAAGAUAAUUAUACAAAAAUGAAAGAAGACAAAAUAAAAGAAUCAGAUAAAAAAGAUAGCAUUAGUAAAGAAGGAAAGGAUUUGAAGGAUCUCUACAAAGAAAAAAUUAGAGAACUUAGAGAGAAGAAAGAAUUAACAGAAAAGGAAAAAUUAAAUAAAGAUAACAGAGAAGCAAAACCAAAUAAGGAAAAUAAAGAUAAGAAAGAUUCACCGAAAGAUAAAAAAUCUUACAAGAAAGAUCAUAAAAGUUCUUUUUCUAAAAGUUCCACAUUGGGUUCUAAUGAAAUUAAAAUUGUUAAACCAUCAGAGAAACUUGAUGGAAAAGAAAAGAGAAGUGAAUCAAAAGAUAAAGGUAAACGAGAUGAAAAACGUAGUUCAAAAGAUGUAAAGUCAAAAAAUCAUGUAAGUACUAAAUCGGAUUCAACUGAAAAAUCUGAGAAACAAGAUAUAAAGAAAAUGAUUAAAAAUGAGAAAGAUGAGAAAAUUGAGAAAUCUGAAAUUAAAAAAGAUGCUAAGUCGGGUAGUGAAAAAAUAAAUGGCAAAAAGGAUACAAAAAAUCAGAUACAAAAUAAAAACCCCAUUAGAAACGAAAAAUUAGAUAACAAAAAAGAUAGCAAGACUGAUUCACAAAAUAAAGAUAAGAAGCGGAAGGAAGAGAAAAAAUCCAAGUCAAAAGAUGAUCACUCUAGUUUAAGAAAAAAUUCUAGUGAUCGGCGUUCAACAGAUAGAGAUGGUUCAAAUGGAUCUAGUAGUAAAAGCUCACAGUCUAGUAAUUCUAAUUCCAAUAUUGGAAGUAAUAAAUCAAGUUCAUCAACUUUGUCUAAAGAAACAAAUCAUAUGAGCAAUUCUGGUAGCGAAACAUCAGACAAUACAGAAGAAACGCAUACAAAUGAUUUAAGGUUAUCAUCAGAUCAACUGGAUUAUAAAUUUGAUAAUGUAGAGUACAAAACAAAUGAUAGCAGUAAUUUUGAAAUGCACGGUAAGCAGGAACAACCAGAAUUGAAUGAUGUUAAUUUACCCUUGAAGAAACGACCAUUACUUGGUGAAGAUAAUAGUGUUUCGGGAGAGAUGAAGCUAAAAAAACCAAAAUUUGCAAAGAAUAUACAUGAAGCUAAGAAAUUAAUGAAAAUUAGAAAACAAAUAGAGAAGCAAAAGCUCAAAGAAAAUAAAAAGGUAGAGAAAAAAUUUCAACCAAAAGUAGAACCUUUAAUACAAUCCAAUUCUACAAAUAGUGAUAACUUUGAAAGCGUACCAGAUGAAGAACGCGUUCAAAUAAUAGAGAUACCAGAUGAAGAAUACGAAGAACCAUAUCCUGAAAAUCAUACUAAUUUAACAUUAGAAGAAAGAUCAAUAAUGAUGUUGCAAAGCGAAGCAGGUGCAAAGGAUUUGUUAGAAGUGCACUCUGAUUUAAAAUUAAAAUUAUCGGACAUGGAGCUGUGCAUACAGAAAUCAUUAUGCGAAACUCUUCCCAAUAAAAAACUAGAAAAGGGAUCUCCACAGCAAGCAAGUACUGUUAUGCAGACAACGCAUACCAGCAAUGAAAAAAAUGACAACUUACAAAAUAAAGAAUUUCCAAUAUCUACAACAGGAAAAACUAUAAAAACUAAUGAUGCUUCUGAAAAGAAGGAAGUGUCACAAGAAGCUAGUACAUCUAAACUAGAAAAAAGUAUAACGUGUCAAGAAAUAAAUUCUUCUGACAGUAGUACUAAAGAGACUAGUGAAAACAAAACAAAAGACCAGGCAAACGUAUUAAGACCUAUUAUAGAUCAUACAGGUCAUUCAAAACACAAGAAGAAUGUUGAAAUACCUGUUACAUCGACAUCUAAAGACAAAAACAUUUUCCAAGAUACUCAAAACAAUAGCUGCUCCAAGUUAUGUAGAGAUAUACCUGAAGAAUAUCAUCUGGUACAUGUUAACAAUGAAUCUCAGGCUAUAGAAUCUACCUCAGUGGCAAUCGAAGACAAUGAAGAUUGUCGUUAUUUCAAAGCAGAUAACGAGAAGUCAGAAAAAUUCUCUAAUUUCUUAGAAUCAUUGGAAUUAGUAGAAAAUAGUUCGUUAGAAGAAAUAAUAGAGAGUUUAGGAGGUCAAGUUGUAUCUUCGAUGCCAAAAGCUAUGGCACCUCCUUUACCAAAACGUAAACAUUCAACCAGCCCUUUGUCAGAUAUAUUGUUAAAUAAUUCAAACAAUAACAAUGAUGGCCAUAAGAAAGCGUUGAACAUACCAAACGAAGAUGUUUUAAACAAUAUAAAGAAAAGAAAACUUAUCGGACCCAAGAAGCAAAGGUUACAACCAAAUAUAUGUACUCCACAAGGAUUGUUAAAUGGGGAAAAUUUUGUUAUGCCUCUGAGCCCGGAAAGUGAUGUAUCCGCGACCAGUGAAAAAAUACCAUCAUCAAAUUUAAUUAAGGAAGACAAAGGCCGGCAUAGAAGCAGUCAGCGUUAUUCAAGCGAUGACUUAUACAAACCACGUCCAUUAUUUGCAAGUUCUUCUCGCAGAAGUAGGAGAUCUAACCAGGCAUAGCUAUUAGUACGUAGUUUCAGGUGGUAAAUUAUCUUUUACUUUAUGUAUCAUAAAAAGGAGUUCUAGUUGUUGAUUCUAAUAAUAUAUUACAUGCUAUAUUUGAAUCAAAUAUUUUUAAACUCAUUAGUACAUGUAAUUCUGAAGUGACCAAAUGAAGUGUAUAGAUUACUAUUUACACUAUAGUGUCAUGAAAUUUUAUUUUCUAUGCAAGAAAUUGAAAUUAAUAUCUUCAAUGAUAUUUUAAAUGUAUUUUACAUUUUAAAAUAUUCAGAAAUUCUUAUGGAUUAAUACCCUUUAAGUGUCUUUUCUUUCUCUAAAAGAAAAUUGCCAUCACACUUAAUUAGAAAAAAUGUAAAAUAUUUGGAAAAACCAUUUGUUUAACUAUAAUAGUAACGACUACUUAUGUAGGCAUAUUCACUCCAAUUCAGUAUUAAAGAAAUAGGUACUUCCGUGUAUUCUUCUAUGUCGGUGUUGUGUAAAAUAUGCUCAGCCUAAUACUUAAAAGUGGUGCAUAUCGGUAAAAAAAUGUUUUACUUGUAUAAUGAUUUUUCUUAACUUAGUAGUAUAAUAGAACAGGUUUUUCACAUGCUACUCCAUUUCAGAUGUUGCACUUGUAAUGUGAUAUAACAUUAUAACAUCUGCUUAUUAAUUCUUUAGUUUUAUUUAUUAAUAAUAGUGUUUUUGUUUUAAUUUUUAAUCUUUUAUGAUCACAUAAUUUUUUGUACUUUUAUAGUUAUAUUUUAUAGUCAUAUUUAUGAUUCUUCACAAGUAUGGUAGCUCAAACUAUGUAUACAUACAUACCUAUGUGUGUAAGUACACCAUACUUUAAAUGGCAUUUUGGUCCGUCUAUCAUGUUUUGUAUAUAGGAUCCUGUUAUUCUGACUUUUAUAGUUUUCUAACGCAUCUCAAGAAUCUUAAUAGUUUUAAUUCUACAUAUAAUGCGUUGGUUUCGUUAUUACUAAAAAUUAACCACAUCUAUAUCUAUUCCAAUCUAUAUUUCGACUGUUUAAAAUACGGUAUCCAGUGCAGAUCGAUCUUAAGCUUAUGAAUGUAACUAAUUUUAAUUUGUGGAUAUAUUUUAUGUGAAAUCAUAUUUUAGUUGAUCAUAGUAUAUAAAUAAUUACUAAUAUUAGGAAUAUUACAUGUUUCCUGUCAACAUGUUACUUGAUUUACUGGAAUACUUAACUAAUCUUUUACUAGCUAAUACUUAACUAAGAUCCUCAACUAAUGUUUCUUCUCUAUACUGAUAGUGAGUUUAUCAAUUGUAUCAUGAAAAAUGCGUUAUUUUUUUCUUUCCUUUCUGAGGACUUCGCUGUUUCUUGUGAAUGACUUAUGAUUAGAUUUAUAAUGAUGUGCACCACUUCUUUGUUAUAAUUUAAAAAUUGGUAUACCCGUCAGUGUUGAUUCAUUGAUACUUAUAACAAGUCAGUGAACAUGCACAAUACAUCUUGAUAUACCUUUCUAAAUAGAACAUGCACUUAAUAUAUAUUUUGAAUUAGACAUUUUUUUAAGACAAUUUCUUUAGAGACAAUAUAGUACCAUAUUAUGGAAAUUCAUGAAAAUGUGAAUUAUGAGGUAUGUACAUAUAUUAGAUUGUAACAUAUUAUUCAAUUUGAUUAAAAUUCAUUGUAAAAUUUUAUCAUUUCAAAUGUAUAAAUUAUUGUGGAUAAUGUAUAUUUAAUUUACAUACCUGUAUUGAAUACCAUAUGUUUAUGUAGCUGUUAUUCAUAAAAACAAAGUUGAAGACAUUAAUAUUUUUUCAUACUACAUACAGUAAACUUUUUGUACAAAGUUCGAUUUAUUAUAAAUAACACACAGAUUUGCAAUUAAUACUGUGCAAUUUUCAUUAACUUAUUAUGUACACAAUAUAUAAAAUGAGUGCAGAAUGUAUUUAUAGAAUUAUACAUAAAAUUAUUAAUAUAUGCAUUAUUUAACUCAAACACAAUAAUUAUACUUUAAAGUAAGGGUUUUAUAUGAGAUUGCAAAGAAUUUUAUAUCUCUAAUACCAAUUUUCUUUUCAAACUGUUAUUUCUUAAUGUUUAUAAGUUGAUUGAAAAUGUCUGAGGAUACAGACUUGAUAAGCUAAAAGUAUAAAGAAUCGUUAGUAAAAUUAAGAUCAAUCUUGUUUAAACUCCUUGAGAAAUUUUUUUACGAUUCAAUUUAGCAAGGAGGAAGAAAUAAAAACUAGUUAUUCUGUGAUGUUAAAAUAAAAAAAGCAAUAGCUUCCAUAAUUCUUUUUAAAAUAAUGAAAUAGCAACGAGUAAAUUGCAAUGCAAGAAAACCAUUCAUUUCCGCCAUAUUAAUUGUAAACGGUAUCACAUUUUCACUAACUAUCUAAAAUUGUACCAUUAAUUUUUUACGAAAACGUUAUAUUAAUUAAUUAAUAAGCGUGUUUUUAAUUCUGUAAAUGAGUAAGUUUGUAUAAAUGUAAUGUUAUAUAUAUAUACAUAUAUAUAUAUAAACUAGAAAUACGUUACUUCGUAUAGUGUGAAGAUAUUGUAGAAUAUUUUUUCCAACUUUUUAAACUAUUUAUUGCCAUAUGUAAUAUAAAGCUAAAAAAAUUUAUAAAACCCAUUACUACUAUGAUUGCUUUUAAAUAAAGCGAUUUUUUGUAUACAUGUUAAACAGUUCGUAAGUAUUAAGACCUUCCUCUCUAUUUGUAACUCUCGAACCGGAUACACUAUAUUGUAUAUCGCAACAAGUACCGUUUAAGAAUCUUUUCGAUGAGGUUUUAGAAAUAUGAAAAAAAAUAUUUGUUUUAUCUGGUGAACGUUGCAAAUGAUAAAAGCGAAAUAGAAUUGUAUAUAAUCGUGUACGUGGAACGAUAAUACGAUACGUGACCACAGAAGAAAAAGAAUUACAAACCGAGUGUAUUAUAAAAGAUAUGAAGUUGGUUUAUUAGAUAAUUAAUUGAGUUUUAUGUUUGAUAUUUCUGUUAUUUGUCAAUUCAUUCAGUUCCACAAAAAUAACUUAUAUAGAAUUAUGUUAGUCGACCUUGCCAUUUAACCGAACGUCAUAAAUCCAUAUACAACGCGAUCAAAGACCCUCCCGUAUUAUUCAAAAUAUUACAUAUUCAUUUUUUACGUAAAUAUAUAAACGAACAUCGUUAUUUUUAGUUCAAUUUGUUAAUAAAAGAAUUACGACACCUGUACGCGUAGAUGCGUGAUAAUAACGAUCCUUUUGUUUUAUGAAUAAAAACCACAAUUUGUGAACAAUUAUCGUAUGUUAUCUACCUCUUAUAUGUUUAUAAAGCCAGUUCAUUAUCUGUAAUGUUGAAUUGUCUAAUGAAUGGUAUAAAAUAAUGAGUCUCGUUCACCGUGUGUAAAUA